GUUCCUCUGCCUUGACUUGCGGCCAAUCGUAGAAGAAGAGGAAACAAAAACCAGAAAAAGGAUUUCAAGUAUCGGCGGCGGAGUUUUCUCGCCGGAAAAUGGGGAAAGCUAGAGGAGUUAACAGUGGCGGCGGAGAGAGCUCUCUUGGUUAUCUUUUUGGAUCUGGCGAGUCUGUUCCCAAACCCAACAAUCCCACCGCGACCACCACCACCACCACCGGAGAUAAAAACAAGACGGAGGAGGAGGAGAAGAAACAGAUGUCAGCUGGUGUAAGAGGAAGUCCUAAUAACUACUUCAGAACAGAGGGACAAAACUGUGGCAACUUCCUCACGGACCGACCAUCUACGAAGGUUCAUGCUGCACCAGGUGGAGGAUCUUCUCUGGGUUACUUGUUUGGAUCUGGUCCUUCUGGAUCUGGCAAAUGAUUUUGUAUCUUCCACGACGAUCGAUAUCUGCAUUUGAUCCGUUGAAAAAAAAAGUGUAAAAAUUGUAACUUUAUUUCCUAUCCUUGAAACUGGUGAUCGAUAUUUGUGUUCAUGAGGAAAGUUAUGGAUUUGGCCGU
Molecule: messenger RNA, 562 nt
Organism: Eutrema salsugineum
Lineage: Eukaryota; Viridiplantae; Streptophyta; Magnoliopsida; Brassicales; Brassicaceae
Product: protein SPIRAL1-like 4
Exons: 3
Coding region: 99-425 (108 amino acids)
Biological process (GO): cortical microtubule organization
Cellular component (GO): cortical microtubule, transverse to long axis
Source: RefSeq, a predicted model, not a curated record